This is a messenger RNA of Anneissia japonica, 519 nucleotides long. RefSeq lists its product as uncharacterized. The record is from RefSeq and is a predicted model, not a curated record. NCBI's taxonomy places the organism in Eukaryota, Metazoa, Echinodermata, Crinoidea, Comatulida, Comatulidae. The transcript has a single exon. The coding region runs from base 1 to 519 and encodes 172 amino acids.
AUGCGUCAACACGAUCACACUCAUGAAAUUGCAAAACAAUCUAAUUCUGAAGAUGAUUGGGACGCAUACAAAAAAAUACGGAAUACCGUAACCAACAGCAUCCGUAAAAAGAUAAAGGAGUAUUUCACAUCAGCGAUUGAAACUAACAAAGGAGACUCUUCCAUGCUGUGGAAUAAACCGAAAUCGGUUCCAAGCUCAAUCACUUCCAAAAAUGGAAAAAAUGUAAAAAAUCAAGCCGAAAUUGCUGAUAUAUUUAAUGAGCAUUUCUCCACUAUUGUAGGACGUAUGGCAAGUAGUGACGACGUCACGCGCGAAAUUGAAAUGGACAAUGCCCAUUUAUCUUAUUCUGAACCAAUUCAGCAAUGUACUCUGCAUAAAAUCACGGAAGAUUUUGUUCGAAAACAAAUCACAUCAAUGUCGCCUUGCAAAGCAACUGGUCCGGAUGGCGUUAGUGUAAAAAUGAUAAAGCUUGCGUCUCCGUACAUUAUUAAAUCAUUAACGCACGUAUUGAACCUCUAA